AUGUGCCAGCCAUGCGCCAACAUCAUCAUCGAGGAUCCCACGAAGAGGUGUAUGUUCAACACCACGAACUGCAUGAACGUGGGGCCUGGCGAAAGCUGCGAAAUUGACUGCGCUUCGCCUUUUGUGCGAGUGGGAAACACCAGCACCGGCUCCUGUGCGGCUGGGAACAGCGUCCCGAAUCGGAUGCUGGUUUGGCAAGAGCCCACCUGCGUUUGCCCAGAACCAGUGCCGCAGCAGGGCUACGCGAAGGACAGCAACGGCCAUUGGCAUUGCACCCAGGGCUUCGCCGGCAUGCCGGAAAUUGUCUGCCAGCCACUGCCAGGUUGUUCCGGAGUGCAGACCUUUCUACGCGGCUGCGACAAACUGCUUCCUUGCGCGAUGCCUUCUGUAGACAACUGUAGGUUCGACGUCUCCCGCUGUACCCAAGUGCCGCCUGGAGGAAGCUGUGAGAUCCAUUGCCAGCGGCCGCUGACUGGAAAUCACACUGUGGCGGUAUGCAAGGACCUCAACACGGAUCCGUUGCAGGAGUUGGAGUAUUUUCCGCUCACCUGCCUGCUUGAGUCGUGUCCUGACCCGUCUCCCUGGCCCAUGGGUUAUAACAAGACCCCGGAUGGCAGGUGGGCCUGCGCAAACGGCUAUAAUGGCACCGCUCGGAAUCGGUGUGAGCUCAGUGACACGUGGACUUCAGACUGCUCAGCAGCAGCAGCUUUGACUGGUUGCAGACCAGUUGUGCCCUGCUUGGCUCCCACGGUUACUGGGACCGAGUUUUGUGCGCUCGAUUUUUCAGCUUGCACUUCGGUGGAGCCUGGCGAGCAGUGUGAGGUCCACUGCAAGAACCCCUACACUGGAGCCAAGACGGAGGCCUACUGCCCACAUGGGAACACGAAUCCCAACGGCUUAAUUUGGACGCGACCUCCCUGUGUCCUCGAGACCUGCGACGAGCCAGGGACCGUCCCUGCCGGGUUUCGACGUGUCAAUGACCAGUGGGAGUGCGCCCAGAGCUAUACUGGCUUCGCCCAGAAGGUCUGUGAGAUGACUGACAGCUGCGAGGUUAGAGCGGUGCUUCAGGGCUGUGCCCAGCUGGUGCCUUGCCAGGGCGCGCAAUCUGACUGCCGCUACGAUAUGUACGGCUGUGUCAGUGUGCAGCCGGGCUCCACCUGCCAGGUCCGAUGCCAGGUUCCGUUUGCUGGAACUCAGACCACAGCGACGUGCCUGCAGGGCAACACGGCUGCGGAUGGCCUGGUUUGGACACCGCCGGUCUGCACGAUUGACACCUGCUCGGACCCACCUGAUGGCAACGGCUAUCAGAAGGUGGAAGGCGUGUGGGAGUGUGCUGCAGGGUAUUCUGGGGUGGUCACCAAGACCUGCCAGUGGAUUGAGGAUGCAUGCCAAGCCAGCCCAGUGCUUUCGGGCUGUGUGCGGGAAUCGCCGUGCCGUCUCCCGGACCUUGGUGACAGGCCUUGCAUGUACGAUACCUCAGAAUGUGGAAGUGUGGAGCCUGGAAACGUGUGCAGCAUCCGUUGCCAGGCUCCGUACCUGGGCGAGCAGAGGGACUUCACCUGUCCAGUGGCGAACACGGAUCCCAUGACUCCGCUGCAGGGUACGCUACCUGUCUGUGGUUGUGCCGAGGCAAACCCUAUUCCGCCGGGCUACAACGUGACUCGAGACCAGAUCGCAAACACCAUUACCUUCGCCUGUGCGACGGGAUAUGCAGGUGUUGCGCAAAAGGUUUGCCUACCUGGAGAUGGUCCAGAAUGUACCGUGGACCCGCUCAUGACAGGUUGUGCCAUUCCCUUGGUUUGCGAGGCCAUGUUUGUCGACGAUGGCUCCGGAGGGGGCCUGGCGCGUGGGCACAUUCAUUUUGGCCCAGCCUUGGUGGGCGCAGCCGUUGACGAGGCAGAUGUCUUGCGGUACGAGGUCUACUGGGCAGACAGCUGCGAAGAUCGGGUAGGGCAACAGGCGCUCGGGACAUCGGUUUCUGGCCUGGGCGAUGCCUGCUGUAGGAGUGAUGUCUACAGCGUGAGGAUAGAUAGCGAGAAACCAAGCACUGCGAUGGGCUUCGUGGUCUACUCGGUCAUGGACUCCGGCCUGGCUCCGGUCGGCGUCUUCGUCCCGAUGAACUCUAGCCUUCUGGAUCGUGCGAUCAUCUCCAGCAAUGCGGUGGUGACUUCUCCAGCUGUCCUCCUCCUCCUGGCUGCCUUUCUGGCGCUGUGUUAA
Symbiodinium pilosum is the source of this 2217-nucleotide messenger RNA. Lineage: Eukaryota; Dinophyceae; Suessiales; Symbiodiniaceae. The record is from the annotation of a GenBank genome assembly.